GUGGUAUCACAUUUUUCAUUCAUUGUUUAUGUGAACAGCAAACAAGUUAUAACCCUUAACUAUGUCAUGUAAAUUACAAAUUGUCAAUGCGGCCUUGGCAAUAACAGCAUUUACACUAGCGAUAGCGUGCCCUCCAACAUGUAUAAAACCAGUAUAUACUAAAGACAAUCAAGAUAUUUUCGAAUUUUACGAACAAUUCUCUGAGAAACAAAUUAUCAGCUUUUUUGAACAGAAGAAAAUGAAUGAAGUUUUAAUAUCGUACAAGACAUACAAAUCUUCAGACUGUGAACAAAUAAAACAAGCAUACAUAACUAGUCUAUACCAAUAUUAUUCUAAACAUAAAUGUGUUGACCAGGAUGUCCAUGAAAUAAACGAAUACGUCGAAAACCAAAGUGAUAACUCCGAAUGUCAAAAUGAAUACUGUAAGGAGGUAAAGACCAAAGAAGGACAAGACAUUUUCGAAUUUUUUGAGCAAUUUUCUGAGGACGAAGUAACUAGCUUUUUUACACAAAAGGGUAUGCAAAAGGUCUUACAAUUAUAUAAGUCAUACAAAUUAUCUAAAUGCCAACAAAUAAAAUUAGAAUACAUUAAAAGUCUAUAUAUUUACUACUCCAAACAAAAAUGUGUUGACCAGGAUGUCCAAGAACUUAAAGAAUUCAUUAAAAAUAAAAACCAAAAUAUUGAAAUUCAAAUUGAAGUAAGUUCACAGAAUGACACCAAUGAAACAAAUCAAAAAGACAACACCAAUUCUUCUCAAGAUAUUUCCGAUGUAAGAUCUAAUGACGGACAAGAUAUUUUUGAAUUUUAUGAACAAUUUUCAAAAGAGCAAGUCAUUAGUUUCUUCGAACAGAAAGGUAUGAAUGAAGUUAUACAAGCUUAUAAAUCAUACAAAUCAUCAGAAAGCCAGCAAGACAAACUGACUUACACUAGUUAUCUUUCUCGUUAUUACUCCAAAAAUGGUUAUGCUGAUCAACACGUUCAAGAAUUCAGCGAAUAUGUAAAUAAUCAAAAAGCAGAUAGUAAAUCUCAAUCUCAGGACAGUUCACAGAAUGACACCAAUGAAACAGAUCAAAAAGACAACACAAAUUCAUCUCAAGAUAUUUCCGAUGCAAGAACUAAUGACGGACAGAGCAUUUUUGAAUUUUAUGAACAAUUUUCAAAAGAGCAAGUCAUUAGUUUCUUCGAACAGAAAGGUAUGAAUGAAGUUAUACAAGCUUAUAAAUCAUACAAAUCAUCAGAAAGCCAGCAAGACAAACUGACUUACACUAGUUAUCUUUCUCGUUAUUACUCCAAAAAUGGUUAUGCUGAUCAACACGUUCAAGAAUUCAACGAAUAUAUAAAUAAUCAAAAAGCAGAUAGUAAAUCUCAAUCUCAGGACAAUUCACAGAAUGACACCAAUGAAACAAAUCAAAAAGACAACACAAAUUCAUCUCAAGAUAUUUCCGAUGCAAGAACUAAUGACGGACAGAGCAUUUUUGAAUUUUAUGAACAAUUUUCAAAAGAGCAAGUCAUUAGUUUCUUCGAACAGAAAGGUAUGAAUGAAGUUAUACAAGCUUAUAAAUCAUACAAAUCAUCAGAAAGCCAGCAAGACAAACUGACUUACACUAGUUAUCUUUCUCGUUAUUACUCCAAAAAUGGUUAUGCUGAUCAACACGUUCAAGAAUUCAGCGAAUAUGUAAAUAAUCAAAAAGCAGAUAGUAAAUCUCAAUCUCAGGACAGUUCACAGAAUGACACCAAUGAAACAGAUCAAAAAGACAACACAAAUUCAUCUCAAGAUAUUUCCGUUGUAAGAACUAAUGACGGACAGAGCAUUUUUGAAUUUUAUGAACAAUUUUCAAAAGAGCAAGUCAUUAGUUUCUUCGAACAGAAAGGUAUGAAUGAAGUUAUACAAGCUUAUAAAUCAUACAAAUCAUCAGAAAGCCAGCAAGACAAACUGACUUACACUAGUUAUCUUUCUCGUUAUUACUCCAAAAAUGGUUAUGCUGAUCAACACGUUCAAGAAUUCAGCGAAUAUGUAAAUAAUCAAAAAGCAGAUAGUAAAUCUCAAUCUCAGGACAGUUCACAGAAUGACACCAAUGAAACAGAUCAAAAAGACAACACAAAUUCAUCUCAAGAUAUUUCCGAUGCAAGAACUAAUGACGGACAGAGCAUUUUUGAAUUUUAUGAACAAUUUUCAAAAGAGCAAGUCAUUAGUUUCUUCGAACAGAAAGGUAUGAAUGAAGUUAUACAAGCUUAUAAAUCAUACAAAUCAUCAGAAAGCCAGCAAGACAAACUGACUUACACUAGUUAUCUUUUUCGUUAUUACUCCAAAAAUGGUUAUGCUGAUCAACACGUUCAAGAAUUCAGCGAAUAUGUAAAUAAUCAAAAAGCAGAUAGUAAAUCUCAAUCUCAGGACAGUUCACAGAAUGACACCAAUGAAACAGAUCAAAAAGACAACACAAAUUCAUCUCAAGAUAUUUCCGUUGUAAGAACUAAUGACGGACAAGAUAUUUUUGAAUUCUUUGAACAACAUCCCGAAGAGCAAGUAAUCAGUUUUUUUGAAAAAAAUUAUAUGAGGGAAAUAGUGCAAGCUUAUAAAUCGUACAAAUCAUCAACAUGUCAAUCAACGAGACAAGCGUAUAUUAAAAGUCUUUAUCAGUAUUAUUCCAAACAUGGUUGCGCUCUACAACAUAUACAUGAAAUGAAUGAAUGCUUGAAAAAUGAAAAAAGCAACUAUGGCUCUAAUGGUAAUCAGUUAUUUGCGACCAAAGAAAUAAAAUUUGUUAAUUCAUACACUAAUAUUGUCUCAGAAAGUAUAUGA
Adelges cooleyi (spruce gall adelgid) is the source of this 2800-nucleotide messenger RNA. RefSeq names its product dentin sialophosphoprotein-like. Lineage: Eukaryota; Metazoa; Arthropoda; Insecta; Hemiptera; Adelgidae. The transcript has 2 exons. Bases 62 to 2800 code for a protein of 912 amino acids. The record is from RefSeq and is a predicted model, not a curated record.